Linum trigynum is the source of this 700-nucleotide messenger RNA. NCBI's taxonomy places the organism in Eukaryota, Viridiplantae, Streptophyta, Magnoliopsida, Malpighiales, Linaceae. The record is from the annotation of a GenBank genome assembly.
CCUACUGCCACCCCUACCAUCAAAACCAUCCUUUUUCAAUUUGGUUUUUCUUCUGUGCGAAUUCAAAAUUUCGUUUGUGUUUCUAUUUCCGCAUCUAAACUAUGCAUUGUGUUUAGAUAUGACAGAUCUGUGAACCUUUCGUUUGUGUAUGUAAUGAAGGACCCGUGGAUUCAGAUUCGUGACCUUCAGGGACCAGCAGGCAAUGAAGGACGCGAUCGAAGGGAUUAACGGCCAGAAUCUCGACGGUCGUAACAUCACCGUCAACGAGGCUCAGUCCCGGUCUGGUGGCGGUGGUUUCAGGAAUGGUGGACCACGCGAAGGCGGCGGCGGCGACGGAUACAGCCGUGUAACGGUGGCUACGACGGCGGUGGAUACGGUGGUGUUCGGGACCGCAGUUAUGGCGGUGGUGGUUACGGAGGCGGCGGUGAUGGCGAUUCCCGCUACUCUUCCAGGGGCGGUGAUGCCUCGGACGGAAACUGGAGGAGCUAGAUGGCGGGAUUUAUAGAUUAGGGGAAAUGUGGAAGGUGUCAUGUUUUUUGGAUUACUGUCUUAGUUGCUUACUUGCUUGUCCAAGUUAUGGUUCUUGUUCAAUCUGCGUUCGUCAUAUUGGGGUUUUUUUACGUUGUGUCUGAUUAGAGGUGGUAAUUUCAAUCCAAUCCACCAAUCUAAUCCAUCAAUCCAUUAAAAAUAUCCACUUAAU